This is a messenger RNA of Acanthocheilonema viteae, 362 nucleotides long. The record is from the annotation of a GenBank genome assembly. Lineage: Eukaryota; Metazoa; Nematoda; Chromadorea; Rhabditida; Onchocercidae.
AUGACAACAUCUACAGUUACUCAUAAUACACCUCUUACUGUACCUCAACUUGUCCAAAUUUGCAUCACAUUUUUUGAUGAUGAAGAAGAUGUGGAAAAAGAUUCUCUUCCAUGGGCAUUAUUUCACGUACAUGAAUGGUUUGUUGAUAGUUCUGAGCUAAUGGCGCAUUUCAUAUCAAUUUUUUUGGAUGCAGUAAACGAUAAUAGCACUCGUUUACGGAUAUGUCGAGCGGUCGGAUAUUGGAUCCGAAUAUGUCCGACACAUUUUGAUGCAUCCUUAUGUAAGCUUGUUGAACGCCUUAAAUUGUUGGCUAUUUCAAGAAAUGUCCCAAAUUCUGCUACACUUCUUGACCUCUCAUCAUU